Molecule: messenger RNA, 1693 nt
Organism: Tribolium madens (black flour beetle)
Lineage: Eukaryota; Metazoa; Arthropoda; Insecta; Coleoptera; Tenebrionidae
Gene: und
Product: methionine aminopeptidase 2
Exons: 6
Coding region: 226-1602 (458 amino acids)
Biological process (GO): proteolysis
Molecular function (GO): metalloaminopeptidase activity
Source: RefSeq, a predicted model, not a curated record
GUGGCGCCCUCUUUUUCAAAUUCAUCAUUAUCAGUGUUGCCAUGUUUUAAGACUUGUGAAAUUUAUUAUUAAAAAAUUGCCAUCUUUGAGUGUUCAUUUAUGUAAAAAAAAAACCUUUGGCAUAAUUGGAAAUACACAUUUCGGGUCUGGUGAAUUUAAUUAAUUUGCGCUGUCAACCCUGCAUUGUGCGCAUGCGUGUCAGCAUUUUGGUUUCUGUCAAGUAAUAUGGCAGCCCUAAAAACCGAAAUAAAUCCUCAAGACAACGAGGAUGAAAACGAAAAUGAGAACGAAGUGGAAGAAGUAAGUGCAGAGGGUGUUCCCGGUGACGCGACCAAGAAGAAGAAAAAGAAGAAGAAGAAGAAAAAAACCGCGAAUGAAAAUAACGAAGAACGUGUCGUUGAAGAUGGAAAGAUCGAAGAGACUAAUGAUGCGGCUCAGGAAGGUGAAGGAGAGAAGAAGAAGAAGAAACGCAAUCGGAAGAAAGGUGGUAAACUCACUCAAACCGAUCCACCCACCGUCCCCAUCGUAGAUUUAUUCCCAGACCAAGUGUUUCCCAUUGGAGAAAUCCAAGAGUACCCCACCAAGCAAGAUGAUCGUACUGCCAAAGAUCGUUUCACAUCGGAAGAAAAACGCACUUUAGACCGCAUGCACAAUGACAUCUAUAAUGAAGUGCGUCUGGCAGCAGAAGCACACCGUCAAACCCGUCAAUACAUCCAGAAAUGGAUUAAACCUGGCAUGACAAUGAUCCAGAUCUGCGAAGAAUUGGAAAAUACAGCUCGAAAAUUAAUCGCUGAAAAUGGUUUGAAGGCCGGUUUGGCUUUUCCCACAGGAUGCUCCCGAAAUCAUUGCGCUGCACAUUACACACCGAAUGCAGGUGAUCCGACCGUUUUGGAAUAUGACGAUGUUGUUAAAAUUGAUUUUGGUACUCAUAUUAACGGAAGGAUUAUUGAUUGUGCUUUCACACAUACGUUUAAUCCAAAAUAUGAUAAGUUGGUGGAAGCGGUGAGAGAUGCUACCAAUACUGGGAUCAAAGCCGCAGGGAUUGAUGUACAGUUGUGCGAAAUUGGAGCUGCAAUUCAAGAAGUUAUGGAGUCUUAUGAGUUGGAAUUGGACGGAAAAACUUAUCCGAUUAAGUCAAUUAGGAAUCUUAACGGACAUUCUAUUUCGCCGUAUAGGAUUCAUGCGGGGAAAACAGUACCGAUUGUUAAAGGAGGGGAAGCUACUGUUAUGGAAGAAAAUGAGUUUUAUGCUAUUGAGACUUUCGGAUCGACUGGAAGAGGGGUCGUUCAUGAUGAUAUGGAUUGCUCGCACUAUAUGAAGAAUUUUGAAACUUCCUAUGUUCCGUUACGGCUCCAAUCAUCCAAAACCCUUCUAAACAUUAUUAACAAGAAUUUCGGAACAUUGGCGUUCUGUAAGCGAUGGUUGGACCGCGCAGGCGCGACCAAAUACCAGAUGGCAUUGAAGGAUUUAUGUGACAAAGGAGUCGUCGACGCUUAUCCCCCUCUAUGCGAUAUCAAGGGUUGUUACACCGCGCAAUUCGAACAUACCAUCAUGCUUCGUCCUACUUGCAAAGAAGUGGUAUCUCGCGGUGACGACUACUAAUGUUUGUUUCCUCUCAAUAUUUUUUUUUGUAAAUGUUUGUCAUUUUGUUUACAAUGCAUUGUAAAUAAAUAAAACGUUUUUUUUUUCUCAA